Cydia strobilella is the source of this 5836-nucleotide messenger RNA. RefSeq lists its product as uncharacterized. The record is from RefSeq and is a predicted model, not a curated record. The transcript has 7 exons. Lineage: Eukaryota; Metazoa; Arthropoda; Insecta; Lepidoptera; Tortricidae. Bases 267 to 4319 code for a protein of 1350 amino acids.
UCACUGACGCAUGCGCGCCGCCGCCGACCGGUCGCGCCGAAUCCCGCGCAUUUUCGAUCUAUUUACCCAUCGUGACAAUCGGAAUUUCGUAAUCUGUGAUAAUGCUGUGCUGUGUUGUGGAGUGAAGUGCGAACUGUAAAGAUACCCGUGAACACUUUCACUGGACUGAAAGUUGAAAUUACGGAGUUCUUUAAAAAGGACCACGAAAUUGCGGCGCCAGAGAGAAUGCCAGUUACGCGAUAAACAGGCGAUAUUCGCGCGGCAACAUGUCGCCGGUGUGCCACAACUUCGUGCAGAACGCCUGGAAGAAGGACUUCUGUUCCAACUGCUUCAAGUCCCGCGAGGACCACCUCAAGCAGGAGCGCACCACCGAGGGCAGCAAGUAUAUCAACACCCCCUUCCAGAACAGAAGCACCUUCUUCAAGAAAACACCACCCAGCAUACUCAAAACACACCCCAAGAAGAAAAACAAACGAAAUGUCAGAUUCCCUGAAGAGGUGAGCAGUGUCAUUGGCUACGGUGGUGACGACUGGUCUGAUGGAGAAGAAUUCGAAAUUUCAGAAGAAACUGAAGACGAUGACAGUUUUCCUGAUACAGAGGAAGAGAGAGAACUUCAUAAAGUCACCAAAUUGAACACAGAUUUUAACACAGUUAAAGCUAAUCUAUUGGGUGAGACUGCAAGCAAAUCUUACACCUCUUUACUGUUAGGGAAAAUGCAAACGGAUUCCGAUGGAAAGAAGAAGACUUUACUAGUCUCAGUUACUCCGUUUGGGCAAGAGAACAAAAGCCCAAAUGUAAAAUCGCAUGGUCGAAAACCCGCCGUUAUACAUGUCACGGACGCAUCCUCCGAAGAAACUAAUAACUAUAAAACCAAUAUUAUUCUGUCAACGUACGUUAAAGAAACCGAAACUAUUAUACAAGCAGAUAGCACAACAGAAAGUAUAUGUACUGAAAAAUCGCUGCUUGAAGAAAUAUCAGAAACUUUAGAACAGAACAGAAUCACAAAUGCCACUGAUCUUGGUUACACACAAAAAGAUUGCACCAAACCCACCGUAGUAGAGGGGAAGAUAAAGGAAAGCAUGCAAGAUGACUUCGACAAGAAAGAAAUGUGCGAGACCAAAAAGAAUGCGAUCGUGAGGAAAUCGCCCUUGCCUAAAACACAGGAAAGGCCUAAAGUAAAUCUCAGCCGAUCUGAAUUCAAGUUUUGUAAGAUAAAUGUUGAAAGCAGUAGUGUUGAUUCAGCGGUAAGCACUCUUAAUUCCACCGCCAACAAUUCUCUAACGUCAGACGACGAAAGUUUCAGCGGUCGCACGGACUCCGAUAACGACGAUAGCGGCCAUUUCUCCGAAACGAAAUGUGAAGAGACAGUCAAGAUAAAAGUGUUCAACGAUACCGAUAAGAACAUCAAGAUGUCCCCGAUAGGGCAGCUCAGAAAAAUAGAUGGGCAAGCCAGCAACGGCUACUCGACGUUCCAAAGUCCGAUUAUAGAUAUGCCACCAAUUGUGCCAAAGCCUCAUGACAACGUAUUUUCUGCUGAGGCUAGUAGAGAGUUAGCUGGCGAACCAGAUGGUAGGGCAGAUCCAGAUGAAACCACCGAAGCCCCAGCGUUACCUAAGAGCCCAAUGCCUACAAUGGAUCCUCGUCCAUCUUUCCUUCACGGAAUGAUUACUGAUAUAAUGUCUCCCAAACCUGCCGUACCUGAAAAACCCAAGUUGCCGAUCAAGCCGGUUAUAAAACAAACCACUAAAAAAGCCGUCGUAACGCCGCAAACAGUUAUGCAUUUGCAAACUAAAGUGGAAGACGAUCGGUCGGCCCGAGCUAUUAGCGAGGAGAAAAAUAACGAAAUAACUGAGGUGCAUGAAGAAAAACCUGAACCGAUUUACUACGCGAAACCUGUUCUAACAAAGCAAGACAGCGAUACGUCACUCAAUAGCCUUACUAAAUCUAAAGCACCGUCACCUCCAUCAUCGCCAUCAAUAGACGAGUAUCCAAAUUUGUAUCAAAGGAAUACAAAUGGAUUCACCAAAUCUGACUCUCCUGUAGUAAGAGAAAUGGAGAAGCGAGAGCGAGCAACCAUAUCCUCCGCGAUGCCUAAAGUGAAACCUGCUGAUACUGUUGAGAUUAAAAAGGUUGAUGUCAUCCCAGAACCUGCCCCUAGAAGAAACAUAUCUUUGUCACACGAUAAUCUGCUCUUAGACGAAAAGCGCAAAGGCAAGCUAAAAUUCUCCAUCAAAAAACUCUUACGCAUAGGCUCAUCAAAAGACUUAGACAAGAAAGAGCUCAGCGUAGCAACAGUGGCGAAAGUAGCCCACAAACCCGAAGAAAUCUUCGAUUUAACACCGAAACCGAAACCACGGCUGGUGAUCAUACAUCCGUUGGACAUAAACGGGUCGAAUGUUGAGGUCGUGAAGCCGAAAGAGAUAUCCGAGAUUCGUCGGAUGAGUCACGAUGACGUGUCGAUAUAUAGUGGGAGUAGUUCGGCAACUGAGGUAGAGACGCCGAAGGUCGUAAACAAGCCCCCUCCUCCUCCAAGGCACUUGAGUGAAGAGACAAAGGUGGCCACAGUUCACAAGCCGGCCAGACCGCCGCCGCCGAAGUCGGCUGCUCUCCAAAAGAAGCAAAAACAGCAAGCGUGGACACCGCCGAACAAGAGCGACAAUAUUUAUGCGAAUCUAGGCGAGAUCCGGUCAGCCCUAGCCCCUAGAAAACCCGAACGCACAGCUAGCAUGCGAGAGCGAGAAGCUCACCUAGAGCUCCCCAAACGUAGAACACCCAUAGACGACGAGAAAGACGAGGACGGCCCCCAAGAACUCGUACAGGCCACCAACGAAGCCGUCAUCCACAAUUACGACGACGUCUACAACUCUAACAAGUACGAGGAAACCUCAGAUUCCGCUAAAAACAGUGACAGCGAUUACGAAUACGUAAACCACGCGCGAUCAAGCUCUCCCGAGUGUGAUUCCAAGCCGAUAGAGACGCGGAAAGACGAAAGCGUCGAAUACCCGAAAUACAACGGCUUCAGAUCCUCUCUUCCAUACUGCGGGAGCGAAACAGAAUCAGAGAUAUACUCCCCGUAUAGCUUCUACAGUUCUAACGACAACAUGGACACUGGCAAUGAGGAUUAUCAGAACGAGAUGACGCCAAAAACAACUACGAAUAAGCUGCGGGUGCGAAAGGGACGCAGUGUUGUGCACAGGAAUCUGGAGGAUAAUUACGGGGCCGUCGUCAUUGCUAACCACGAGGCGCUAGCGCAGGUUUUAGAACAGGUACAGCAGAGUGCCACGAUGCAGCCCUCACUCCGCGGCCUCAAGGCAUGCACUAAUCUCCGCUGGAGCGACUUCGCCGUGCAGUCGUCGAAAAACGUGCGCGCGGGCAAGCGGCUUUUCUACCCUGCCAUUUGGAACUCUAGCCAAGGCCCAGUGAACGUCACUCUGAUGGUCCACAAGGAACAAACGGCCUCUCAACUCGUUUGCCAACAGUCGAUGCAGCCUCAGACCCUCAGCCUGAACGCUAUCACGGAGUUCUGCGACCUGGUGCCGAUGCAGCAGUUCGGAGAAGAAGGCGAUGACUUGGUGCAAGCAACCAUCGUCGUGCUAGCCCAAGCACAGGUCGACACGCUCCAAACUUACGGGGAAUCCCUCCGCUCCGUCGAGAUAUCCACAAAAGAGUACCAACUAGUCCAAACCGAGCAGAUCCACGAGGCCAUCUUCAUGAUGCUUCAACUCAUCAACGGCCUAAAGUGCCUCCAAGCGAGAGGGGUCGAAGAUAUUUCUGAGAGUUUAACCUCUUUUAUUUCGUUGAGGGAACAGCCUUGUGGGGCUAGCGGGAUAAGUUCGCCGACUCCGGAUGAUAGGCUGAAUUCAUUGUCGGCGCCGAAGACGAACUGCUACGGGAGAUUGUGCAUUUUACAAGGAUUAAGCGACGACAUGAACAAAUCAACACCUGACGCCCACCUCAACUCUCUCUGCAAGUGCGCCAUCAAAGCUCUAGAGAUCAUCCUCCCAAGCGAGAAACUAACCCCACUACUCAAGGAAGUACUACAAGAAGAACGAGCGAUCUCCCUAAACCAGGCAAAAUCAGUCUUGGAAUUCAUGUUAUGGGGUCCUUUAGAUGUCGUUCAAGGCGUCCCAGUAGAUGACCGUGAAUUGUCUCUACAAAGAUGGUUGGAUUUAGAAAGAGCGACGGUUUUACAUGGGUUGGUGAGAACCAGAGUCCAACUGAAUGCGUUUGAGCAGCUGCAUUUGAUGUUCUUAGUGCGAUCCACGGCGAAGGCGAUGUGCGAAGCAUCGGUACUUUUAGAAAAGGCCAAUGUGUAUUGAUGUAUAUUUUGUAGCUUUACGAGUGCGCAUCUGAAAUUUUUAAUGUAUUUCGAAUGAGGGCUACCGCGUUUAAUUUCGCCGCUAGGGGCGCUAGUGUAGAUGGAGGUCUUUCAAAAUGUCAAAUGCAUAGAAGUUUUGGGGGUUUCAAGCUUUUUUAUCGGAAAUUCUCACUCCUUAUUCAUAAUAGAGGUAAAUCUUUGUCCGUCUUUGAAUAAUCAUGGUAAACAAUAGAUAUAGCUCAAUAAAUGUUAGUUUAAAAAAAAAAGUGCUAACUAAAAUAUAUGCAAAAUUAAACAGGGUAAAAAUGGCACAUUUAGACGUUAAAAUACCUUUGUGUAUAUUAGAACGUAUUUAUUUUAUAAAAAUAAGCAUAGAAGAAUUUUGAGUUCUGUUUUUCUGGACCUACAUCUACAGUGGCGCCAACUGGUGAGCACAAAAACGAUAGCCCUCAUUGUUUUGAAGGGCAUUGAAAUAAGUUGGGCGCAUUGAAAACUUUCAUUGAGAAAGUCUGGUUGAAGGAAAAAAUAUAUAUUAUUUUGUAAAUAACGCCUUUACAAUUAUUUUCAUGCCCUUUUUGAGUAAAACUAGUUUGAAAAAUCGCUCUUAUUUGUAUAAAAGACUGUAGAUAAAUGAAUAAUAAUUUUUAAAAUUGUGACGUAAUUAUUUCCAAGUAAUUUUUAGCUGCGUGAAUGUCUUUUGUUUAUGAAGUAAUAUUAUGGGAGUAAUUAAGAAUAUCAAUUUUCCAAUACAUACCACAAUACUCCAGUUUUUCGGACCACGGAUGCGUACUAUCUUUAAUCUUACUUUUAGUCCUUAGCUUAAUAGGCACCUGAAAGACUUUGUUGUUUUUUUUAAUUGUUUUGAAAUGUUGUUUGACCCCCAAAUCAUUUUAUUAUUAAUUAUAAAACAACCAUAAUAACAUGACCUUAAUGUUGCUGAUUUUACUGAAUACACACUGAAUAUGACUGAAUUAAGUCCAACAUAAGAAUAAAACCUAAAUAUAAAAUUCACAAAUAGCAAAGAAAGUUAUAUUUUUUCAAGAAAAAAAGUGUAUAACUUUAAAUGCAAUUGUGACAUUUACCGGUAAAAGAUACCACCUUGUCAAUAUGGAUGUGAGGAGUGCCUUUUCAAAAGGGCAUUUUUGUAUGGUGUCCAUAGAGAAAUAAUCCCUUUUGAAAAGACUCUUCAAAUGUUAAUGGCAUAUUUAUGCCAGUAGCAGUAACAUUGACAAGCUUUGUGAUAUUUUUUUACUGAAUAAGACACAAAAAUAUAUGUAAUAAACCAAAAGGGGGUAAAACGUUCAAAAUAUUAAUUUUAAAUGAUUUUGACUUUAAAAAUAGGUGCCAAGACAGUACUGAAAUUCUAUAUACUCGUUUUAUCUAAUCUGGUGCCUUAUCAACUCUAGUAUAUAAGCGUUGUGUACAUUACUGCAUGUAUUUAUAUAUUUCACGAGCUUGGUGGGAAGUUCAAAAUUUAUAUCUCGUGUUAAGAUUUCGAAUAUAAAUCUAAAUAAUUUA